Diprion similis is the source of this 2011-nucleotide messenger RNA. Its product is annotated as interleukin enhancer-binding factor 2. Bases 102 to 1253 code for a protein of 383 amino acids. The transcript is spliced from 5 exons. The record is from RefSeq and is a predicted model, not a curated record. Lineage: Eukaryota; Metazoa; Arthropoda; Insecta; Hymenoptera; Diprionidae.
UUCAGCUGUAACGCCAUUAGGAUUUGGGAUCGUUAAACCGGCUAAACACGCUCUGAGGAUCAACAUCCGCCGUCGCGUAAAUAAUUUCUCCAGGGCUUAACAUGGUUCGAGGUGCUCGUGGCGGCAUGAUAAGAGGUGGGCGAGGAGGGAUGGGGCGCGGAAUGGGGUUUCCUAGGAAGCAGUUCCUGCCCAGACAUCCCUUUGAUUACACCCUUUGCGAGGCUGCGUUUCCUCGCGUCAAGGCAGCCGCAGAUGAGGCUGAUUUCACUACCGCACUUCUGAAGAAAAACUCGGACAUGUGUCCGACGGCGAAAGAGCAGAAUUCUAUCUUAAACCUCGUUACCAAGCUACAAGGAGUUCUGGAUAAUCUAAUCGUUGCUCCUGGAACCUUCGAAGCUUGUCAACUCGAGGAAGUCAGGCAGGUCGGGAGCUUUAAAAAAGGGACAAUGAUCAAGGGUCAUAACGUAGCAGAUAUCGUUGUUAUCCUCAAAACGUUACCAACAAAAACCGCGGUCGAAGCACUGGGCACGAAAGUAAACACAGACUUGAAGGCGGGCAAUCCUAAAGAGGCGUUUAAGCUAACUCAAACGGAACGUGGAUUUGAUCUUUCAACCAAUGAGGCCACUGUUCGCGUCCUCAUUACCACUUUGCAUCAAAAUUUGCGUAAAUUGGAAUCCGAGCAACAUCUUGACGUUAAAAUCUGCCAAGGACACCUAGCAGCCAUCAGACACUCCCGAUGGUUCGAAGAAAACGCCCAUCACUCGAGCAUCAAAGUACUGAUCAGAUUGCUGAGAGAUUUGCGGACUAGAUUCGAGGGUUUCGAACCCCUGUCUCCAUGGAUGCUAGAUCUUCUGGCACAUAACGCAAUCAUGAAUAAUCCCAGCAGACAAGCACUGCCGAUAAAUCAAGCCUACAAGCGUGUGCUCCAGCUCCUCGCUUCCGGGUUAUUUUUGCCUGGGUCAGCCGGAAUUUCCGAUCCCUGCGAGGGUGGAAACAUCCGCGUACACACCGCUAUGACUUUAGAACAGCAAGACCAAGUAUGUCUAACGGCACAAACCCUGUUACGAGUAUUGGCGCACGGUGGUUAUCGGCCAUUGCUCGAAGGCGGUAAUAAAUUAGCGGUAGAAAUGAGUGUAUGGGCUGGCGGUGUGGUUGCCAGUCCUUUGGACAAAGCCUACGAACCUCCAACGGAACAGGAACAGCAGGAGGAGAUGGACGAAGGAAAUGAAGAAAUGGUGACCCAAGACGCAUAAGGAACUCAAUAUUUUACAGAAACGAACGAACCCAGCUUGUUCCAGAUCGUUAUGAGGCGUGCCUGUAUCUCUGUCUGUAUAUUUGAUACAAUUUCACGUGAAAUUUGGAACGACUCUAUACCUACAUGGUAUAACUUAUAUAAUUACUAUAUAAUUACAAAUUUGUACAAGGAACAGUAUCAACAGAGCGGAGAUGGGUAAAGAGAAAUUGUCCAUUUUCAAAUUCGAUAAUCAAUUUUUUCAAUGUAUAUUCUUUGACUUUUGUGGGCAACCCGACGUACACACUACAUGUAUGUGUGUGUUUAUCGUUGCCUAUUGGUCGUAAAAAAAUUUAUCCUGGUCAAAACAUAGAUGAUGAUUUAUUAUUUUUCAGUUUAAAGCACCGAACAUCUUAUUUUGACAAACAUUUAAUAUAUAAUGCGAUUAUGUAAUUACCUACGUAUAUACGGAUACAUUCGGAAAUAACUAGCUUAAUAUUAAUAUAAUUCCUAUCAUUACUAUUAUUAUUAUUGUUAUACUGGUAGAACGUCUCGUGUGCGUGUGUGUGCAGUCUUCGUAUGAAUUUGGAAGUACGUUUUCGUACUCGUCAACGAGAAAUGACGAGCAAUUGUACCAUCGUCAUAGGUCAAAUUAACAACGUCACUUCGAGAAUGCGACGAAGUUAUUUUGAUCAAUAAAUAUUCGGUCUUUACACGUACGAGCCCGUCGCGUAAGUGCUUCAACUUACUAACGUGAACCUCUGUUUUAUUUUAUGUACA